UUUAUAUCAAAUAUCUCUGUGAGGUAAUGCCUGUGUCAACGUUGACUUGAGAAACCUGCUUUCUGCUUAGGUUUGAGAUGAGCAAUUAAAAAUAUGUAAUUUCUUGUUGUUUACCUGUUUACCACUUCUACAUUUUAACAAAAUGAAAAUAAUACAAUAGGCCUGCUCCUCAACAUUUUUCAUAAUGUUCAUGUUGUACAAUCAUUUGGUCAUGAAAUUGAACUGUUCAUUCAAUAAAAAUAGACGAUAAAUGCAACCCAAUAGUUUGAGAUCAGAGGAAAAGUGUUUCACAUGUAGGCUACUUCUUAUGCCAUUAAGCGCUAAAGGUAAACCAUCGUAUUUUUCUAUCACUGAUUACACGUUAUUGCAAUCAAAUAGGAAAUGUUAUUAUAUAGCCAAAUAAGUCCAUCUUCACAAUUUACUGAUAUGUUUUUACAGUCCAUGUCUGUACCAGGUAAUCUCUCAUGUGAAAAAAGAGGAGAGUAAAGUGUUGGAGGUUUGAGGAAGUGAGAGAACACUCACUAGAAGAAGCCUUGCUCCCCACAGUGAGCAGUCGUUUGAGCUAUCAGCAGAAAGACAGACAUACAGACAGACAGAUAUGGUUGCUUCUCCGUCAUACAAAGAUCAUGGAAGAACAGAGUUCAGAGCUGGAGAUAGUGCCUCUCUAUCAUGCGGGGCUCUGAGUGACUGUUCCAAUAUUGCCUGGCUGUUCAGUUACAAGAAUGGAGCGGCUGUAGAAUUGGUUGUAGAUGGGAAGGUUAAGUCUGAAUACAAGAAAGAAAAACUACAUGUUACAAAGGAGUGUUCUCUGGAGGUAAAGAAGUUGAGAAAGGAAGAUGAAGGUCGUUACGCCUGCAGAGAGUUCCCAUCAUCAGGAGGACCCGUUGAUCAUACACGGCAUGAAGUAAAACUAAUCACACGCACAAACAGACCAACCACAACCACAGUGAAAGUGCCUUUGCCACAUGGAGUAGCGAACACAACUUGCACAAGCACAUCCAAACCAACCACUACACCAGUGAAAGGAGCAGCCAGCAGCAGCCCAGCAGCAAGGCCCUCAACAUCAACACCAACCACACACACACUGAACGCUCCUACAGCGGGGGUCCUGCUGCGGGUCCUGGUGCUGCUGGGCUUCUCCGUCCUGACCCUGGUGGUUCUGCUCCGCCUCAUUGGCUGGUGGAGAACCAGAGGUAACAAGGCGGCAACAGAAGAGUGCAUUGGUCUGAACUCUGCCAGCGACGCCCCGCCAGCCAGAGAACGCCUCGACCCAGGGGCCAGUGACCAGCAGCAGCACACUGUGGAUAUGGACCUGGACUGGGCUCCCAGGGGCCCCUCUGUGGUCCAGCGUGGUGGGCAGAGGGCAGUAGGCUCAGCACAGGACCAAGUGGAUCCUGGUGAACUUAGCGAUGCGGCUACCUAUGAAAACAUGAGGGCCCCUCCCAGAUGUGUUGGGGACACUGCAGACACGGGCGUCCAUUUUGUCACCGUCCACCAACUGUCAAAAUGACAAACGUCUGGACAACAUAAAUGGCGUCGGUGAGAGCGGAAGCGGCAGUUGCAGCAAAUUACAUAUUUAAUGACAAUACUAGGCCAUGUAAAAAUAUUUUUUUCUUUUAAAAUAAAGUUGAGACUAUUAUAAAUUUGUAACUUUAUUAUCAAAGUUCAAUGACAUUACCAUGAGCCAUAUAACGUUAAAGGGACUCUUACCUUUGUUGCAUUUUUACACUUUUUUUGGAUAAGGUUAAAUUGGUAUUAAUAAGGUAAUAACACUCUAAUAUGCAAGACAGACCCACCAGGAGUAAAAACAAACAAUUAUUUUACUCUUAUAAUAUUUAGUGAAAACUUCAACCAAUAAAAUUCUUCGGACCGAAUGACCUUAUUGGCCGACAGACCUGUCUGUUUGCUGCAUGGAUAUAUAAGGUUUUCCGUCUGCUUCUUGUGGCGCAUUCGGGCCCGCGUCAUCAAGGCGCGUCCUCAACUAGAGGGUUUGUUUUGAUUCCACGGCAGACAGUAGCAAGUAGCGACCGUAGCGACUGACGAUGGCAGACCAAAGUGGUCCACGGCGUACUGAAACUGCACCAUUCAGUCCGAUUAGGGGACCCGUUUCGGACUCAGACGCGAAGUUGUCCCGCUACUCUGGAGCUCCAGGAAGACCUCCAGACCGUUGGCAACCAACCGCCACACUCAGUCCGAUUACGGGACCCAUUUCGGACUCAGACGCGACGUUGUCCCGCUACUCUGGAGCUCCAGGAAGACCUCCAGACCGUUGGCAACCAACCGCCACACUCAGUCCGAUUACGGGACCCAUUUCGGGCUCAGACGCGACGUUGUCCCGCUAAUCUGGAGCUCCAGGAUGGUAGAUAUUAUGACCCCUGGGAGUCUAAACAUAACCCAUGGGAGUCUAAACAUAACCCAUGGGAGUCUAGAACUUUUGUACUGUAGCGACCCUGGGACAGUUGAAUACUUUGUGUGUUAUGUGUUACAUUAUAUUUCGUUGUCCGUUAUGCCAGUUGUUCUGUGUGCAUGUAUUGUAAUUUUCUUCUUGUCAAUCAGCGUGGGGGCGAAUCAUUAGGUCAGCUGGGGGAGGGCCUUGGAAGAACAGGAGGGUGGGGGCCUGCACGCGAGUGAGACCGUGUUGGGGGUUGCCGGGGUAACCGGGGUUUGUUUUGUGUAGGUUUUCUGCCGUUGGUUAUAAUGUUACGGGUUUCAGUGACCUGGUUUUGGUUCAUUAAA
Gadus macrocephalus (Pacific cod) is the source of this 2736-nucleotide messenger RNA. RefSeq lists its product as uncharacterized. The transcript has 11 exons. NCBI's taxonomy places the organism in Eukaryota, Metazoa, Chordata, Actinopteri, Gadiformes, Gadidae. The coding region runs from base 599 to 1510 and encodes 303 amino acids. The record is from RefSeq and is a predicted model, not a curated record.